GGGUGAGUUUGUAGUUACGUUUUCUCUUUCACUUUGUUUUUAUCUGAGUCAGCUUUUCUGUAGUCGCCAUCUGCUUUUUAUAAAUUUCUUUUCAUCAACAUGUUUUUCAAUGAAAUUCAAACUCUUUCGAAACCAUAUGGAUUUAUGUCAUUUUGCCUCUCAUCCACUCACAGGUCGCGGCAACGCCAGAAAGCUUGCUUUCGGAUAUGGGAUUGUGCGCCGCUAAGGCGCGAAACCAGAUCCCUGGAUUCCUCAAAAAAGAGGUGACGGAAAGCACCACAAACGCAUUGAUUCAAGACGAUCCGGCUGCCAAUUUGAACGAUGGCGCCAGUGCAAUCGAUUUAAAUUCUUUGAAGAAGGACCAGAAGAAGCAACAGCUGAAGAUGAAGAGGAUGGGGAAAAAGAGUCAGCUUCUUCCCGGAGCAGAUAAGGAACAA
This is a messenger RNA of Amoebophrya sp. A25, 437 nucleotides long. The record is from the annotation of a GenBank genome assembly. NCBI's taxonomy places the organism in Eukaryota, Dinophyceae, Syndiniales, Amoebophryaceae.